Molecule: messenger RNA, 4527 nt
Organism: Brettanomyces nanus
Lineage: Eukaryota; Fungi; Ascomycota; Pichiomycetes; Pichiales; Pichiaceae
Exons: 2
Coding region: 1-4527 (1508 amino acids)
Biological process (GO): glycogen biosynthetic process; glycogen catabolic process
Molecular function (GO): amylo-alpha-1,6-glucosidase activity; 4-alpha-glucanotransferase activity
Source: RefSeq, a predicted model, not a curated record
AUGACACCAGGCUCCAAAAUCACAGAUAAUGGUACCCUCUGGACUGAUGUUCCUCCAAAGGGAGAUAUCCAGUAUCAAAGAGGAAAGUUCUAUGGUCGUGCCAUCGACUUCAGCUUUGAUAGAGACGCUACUGUCGACGUUAACAUUUUGACCCCUGGCGCUUACAGCUAUUAUCUUAGCUAUGGUAGUGAUGAUGAAGAUGAAAACCCGUUUACCACCACUCGUAAAUUCCACUUCGUCGUUCCUCCUUCGCUGUUCAUCGUUGACAAAUAUCUUCCUCUUAAUUCCAUUUCUAUGCAAUCCGUUAUAUCCAAGUGGGUUGGAACAGAUCCGGCUCGUUGGAGUUCUCUCUUCAGUGAGAUUCAUCGUAAGGCUUACAAUAUGAUUCAUUUUACUCCUCUUCAACAGCGUGGUGAUUCGGAUUCUCCCUAUUCUAUCUGUGAUCAAUUGCAAUUUGAUCAAACAAUCUUUCCUAAUGGCUCAAAGGACGUUAAGAUAAUGGUUGAUGAUUUGGAAUCUAACUACGGUAUUCUUUCCAUGACUGAUGUCGUAUUCAAUCAUACUGCCAACAACUCUCCCUGGCUACGUGAACAUCCAGAAGCAGGCUAUAACCUGGAAACUGCUCCUCAUUUGGAAGCCGCUAUAGAAUUGGAUGCUCUUCUUUUACACUUCUCCCGUUAUAUGAGUUGGCAUGGAUGCCCGACUGAUAUCCGCAACACAAGUGACCUUUUGAAGGUUAUGGAUGGUAUUAAAAUUCAUGUUUUAGGUGAACUAAGGUUGUGGCAAUAUUAUGUUCUCGAUGUAAAGUCGCACCUAAUUCAGUUACAGAAAGUCUGGGACUCACGUGGAAGGCUCGAACUCCCCAAUUACAAUGAUAUGCCCAAUGAUGCCAAACAAGGUAAUGAUGAAGCUAUUGCAAAGUAUAUUGCCGACAAGUGUCCCUUGAAACCGUUUGCCUUAGGUGCAAGAUACGAAAAUGCUCUCGAUAUCAAAAAGUUUGCUGGCAUUCUACGUGUUCUUCAUCCCGAGCAAUGGGUCGUAAACGAUGAAGCAAUGUUUGAACCCGUUGGAGCCUUUGCUCAUUCACUACUUGAUUCAGUCAACUUACCACUGUAUCGUGCCUAUGAUCAAGAUAACGAGGAUAUUCUAGAAAAUCUUUACAAUAGGAUCAAUUACAUGCGUAUUGACCCCAACGGACCUCAGCUUGGCGAAGUUACCCGCGAGUCACCGCUUACAGAGCCCUAUUUUACACAUUUCUCCGAUUCUAAGGACAGGGAAUGGGCGCUUGCCAACAAUGGCUGGAUUUGGGGUGGUGAUCCCCUCGUUGAUUUCGCCUCUUCAAAGUCUAGGUGCUACCUACGCCGUGAGGUAAUUGUCUGGGGCGAUUGCGUUAAAUUGAGAUACGGUAACGAUCCACAGGAUUCUCCCUAUCUUUGGGAAAGAAUGACCAAAUAUGCCGAGCUCUCCGCUAAACUAUUCCACGGUUUCAGAAUCGACAAUUGUCACUCCACUCCUAUCCACGUCGGUACUGCCAUGUUGGAUGCUGCUCGUCGUGUGCGGCCGAACCUUUAUGUUGUGGCCGAACUUUUCACUGGAAGUGAAGACCUUGACACCCAUUUCGUGGAGAGGCUCGGAAUUUCAUCGCUUAUUCGUGAGGCUAUGCAGUGCUACUCUGUUGGAGAACUUUCUCGACUAGUUCACCGUCACGGUGGACGGCCGAUUGGUUCUUUUAGAUGGCUUCCACUGGAUUCCUUAUCUUACCCUGCUGAUUCUGAAGAGUUUUCCCGCCUUCGAUCCGAGGAUAUUCGUAGACGGUCAGAGAUUCCGGUGCCUGAAAUUGUAACUGCUGCUGCUCCUCAUGCUCUUUUCAUGGACUGCACUCAUGACAAUGAAACGCCGAAUGAUAAACGCACAGUAGAGGAUACGUUACCAAACAGUGCUCUUGUAGCUUUCUGUUCUUGUGCCACGGGCACAACUAUGGGCUAUGACGAAUGCUAUCCACAUCUACUUGAUGUGGUCGAGGAGAAAAGGCUAUAUACGUUUGGCCCUGGUAUUGGUAUUGGUGAUGUCAAAGCGAAACUCAAUAGUUUACGGAAGGUACUUGCCUCUCAGAGUUUGGCUGAUCCCGAAUCCAACGAGAUGCAUGUACAUCAUGAAGGUCAGUACAUCACCGUUCACCGAGUGAAUGCUCAGACGGGAUGCGGUUACUUCUUGUUAGCCAGAACAAAGUUCUCGGAUGCAGGAAACCAGACACUUUCGCCUAUUGUCUUGAAUGGAACAGAGGCUAAAAACGAGUUUGCUUAUUGCCUCGGACGUGGCAAAGAGGGAGAGACCGGCAAACGAGCAGAGGAGGUUGAUCCUCUUAAGUCAUCGUCCAACAGUACACCGAAUGGGUUUUUGCAAUCGGUGAGCGUGCAUCUUCGUGAACUUUCUCCCGCUCUAACUGAAUAUGAUCCUUCAACCCACUCUACGAAAAUCAGUUUGCCUGAAGAUUUUCCACAGGGGUCUAUUAUGGUUCUGUCUACUAGGGUUCCGGGCUGUGACGCGGAACUCGAUAAGUAUGUCCGUACGGGAGCUUUAGAAGCGGCCAGUAAGCUCACACUUGUGGACAUCAAUGCUUUAUUGUAUCGCUGCGAGAGUGAGGAGCGUGAUGCGAGUGCCGGUGUCGACGGAACGUAUUUUGUGCCAAAUUACGGCAAUUUAGUCUAUGCUGGGUUACAAGGCUGGGUUUCUGUUCUCCGCAAGAUAAUUGAAACCAAUGAUUUAGCCCAUCCUCUAGCCAAACAUCUUCGUGAGGGUACGUGGGCGUUGGACUAUAUUUCAGGCAGAAUCUGCAAGUAUGAAGCCACUGCGGCUACUAAUGAAGAAUCACGAGCUGUGGCUAUCGAAACUUUUAGAAAAUGGCUGGAGUCAAGGUUGUCAAGGGUCAAAGAGUUACCGUAUUUUCUGGUACCGUGUUUCUUUGCUUUGACGAUCGGUGUUGCGUACGAGGCUUUGCGUUACCGUGCGUUGUCUCUCAUGUCUCCUUUAAUUCGACAGGCCACCCAAUUCGUUCAAAGUUUAGCUUUGGUGUCUAUUCAGAUGACUGCUCAAAUCAAGACUGCUUCUCUCUCUCCGUUUAAUACCAAAGAGCCUUCUCUUGCUGCAGGCCUUCCUCACUUCUGUUACGAUUUCAUGCGUUGUUGGGGUAGAGAUGUAUUUAUAAGUCUACGAGGUCUUUGUUUGGCAACGGACCGCUUUGAUAUUGCCCGUGAUCAUAUUAUUUGCUUUGCUAUGACAUUGAAACAUGGCCUCAUACCCAACCUUCUUGGUGGCGGUAAAGAGCCAAGAUAUAAUGCACGCGAUGGCGUCUGGUUUUUCCUUCAAGCCAUCCAAGAUUACUUUCACAUAGCCGGGGAAAAGCUAGGCAAAGAGCUUUUGGACACCCAAGUGCUCCGUCGUUUUCCACGGGACGAUACCUGGAUUGCAUGGGACGACCCACGAGCAUAUUCAUACAAGAGCUCGAUCUCGGAAGUGAUCUACGAGAUACUCUCCCGUCAUGCAGCAGGUAUUCAAUUUAGAGAGGCGCACGCGGGAACACAGAUCGACUCGCAGAUGCGAGAUGAGGGUUUCAACGUGUCCAUUCAUGUGGACUGGGACACCGGACUUGUGUUUGGUGGUAAUCAAUAUAAUUGUGGUACGUGGAUGGACAAGAUGGGAGAAAGCGUGCGUGCAGGCUCUAAAGGUAUUCCAGGCACUCCGCGUGAUGGAGCUGAUGUAGAAAUCAACGGUUUACUUAAGAGUGCCGUUCGUUUUGUGCGUGAAUUGCAUGGCAAGGAUUCUCAGCUAUUCCCUUACGAGUUUGUGAAGACGUCAUCGGGGAAGAAGGUGACAUUUGCAGAAUGGGAUGGAUUGCUUCAGAAAAACUUUGAAAGAUGCUUUUACAUUCCAGAGUCAAGAGAAGAGGAUGCACAAUUUGAGGUUGAUCCUUCAAUUGUGAAUCGCCGUGGUAUUUAUAAAGACAUCUACAAAUCGGGCAAGCCUUACGAGGAUUAUCAGCUUCGAGGCAAUUUCACCAUAGCAAUGGUGGUAGCACCCGAACUUUUCACUCCCUCUAGAGCACUUAAGGCCAUCAAGAUGGCGGAUAAAGUGCUUAGAGGACCUGUAGGACUCCGAACAUUGGAUCCUUCGGAUUUGAAUUACAGACCCUUUUACAAUAACAGUGAGGACAGUGACGAUUUUGCUUCUUCUAAGGGAAGAAAUUAUCAUCAAGGACCCGAGUGGGUCUGGAUAUAUGGAUAUUUUCUUAGGGCUUACAGGGAAAUUAUCGGGAAGUACGACAAGCCUCAUAAUUUGAAUCUGCAAAUCGCUCAGCGUUUAGCUGGGAACGUGAGGUGGCUGAAGGAAAGCGCCUGGGCUGGAUUACCGGAAUUGACCAACAAGGACGGAGCGUUAUGCAAGGACUCGUGCUCAACUCAGGCAUGGAGUGCCUCCUGCUUAUUGGAUUUAUAUAUGGACUACCAGCAGCAGAGUGCACCAAAUAUUUAA